AUGGUGCUGCCCACCGUCAUUCAGCGGGCACCCCCGCCGGAACCCAUAGAUUUCGAGGACAACGCCGACGCCAUAGCCCUCCAGUCGGCCAUAUCAGUCCUCCUUCUCCAGCGCAAGAAGGCAGACCAGCACAUCCGCCUGCUGCGGGACCACAAGGACGCCUCCGUCGCCGACCCGGCCAGGUUCGCCGAGCUGCUGGCCGCCGCAGACAGGGAUAGGUCCACGGCGAACCUGCCCUUCAAGGACGCCUUCUCCGCCCAGGCCAUCGCGUCGUGUCCCCAGAUCAACUGGGAGCAGUACGCCGUCGUGGGGGAGCCCCUUGACCGCCUCCACGCCGAGCAGGUCUCCCGCCCGCCCGAGACGGCGCCGUCGGUCUACUCGGGAGGCGUCUACGAGUCCGGCACGCCAGCCGCCGCGGCUGCUGGGUCUGGCAGCCUUGCGAGGCCUGAAGAGUACCGUGGUCCGCUGGCGCCGUACUCGCCUUGGAGGGACGCCGCUGACAGUGCGCCCUCCAAGUCCAGGUCGAACAAGUAG
Molecule: messenger RNA, 534 nt
Organism: Geosmithia morbida
Lineage: Eukaryota; Fungi; Ascomycota; Sordariomycetes; Hypocreales; Bionectriaceae
Exons: 2
Coding region: 1-534 (177 amino acids)
Source: RefSeq, a predicted model, not a curated record